CAAAACGGGAGGAAGAGUUCUCGGAAGGCAAAGACAACUUUAAUAGGCAAAAUCAUUCUGCUGCCUUGCAAUGUGCUGCCUGUACAGCUCAGGUUUUCACACUCAGAAGAGUCCUUUUAAUGAAAAAAUACUAGUGGGAAGAAUUUGAGUCUGAAAAACAUGCAAUUGAAGCAAUGGGAACCCAUGGUGGGUUUGCUGUGGAGAGACAAAGCGUGUGCACGAAGAGCUACAGGCUUCUUACAGUGCAUCGGGAGUUAUUGGUCUCUCAAGUGAAGAACAUUCAGUGUGUCCUGGACAAUUUAGUACGCAGUGGCUUCUUUUGCACUGAAGAUGCAGAGAUUAUUCUGCGGUUUUCCACCAAAACUGACCAGGUUCGUAAAAUCCUGGAACUGGUUCAGAGCAAAGGAGAGGAGGUCUGUCAAUAUUUUGUGCACAUUCUUCAUGAGGCCUAUGAUGCCUUCAUAGACCUGAGACCCUGGUUUGAGGAGAUUCAGUACCAGCCACCAGAGCAAAUCCAGAGUAUCCCUGUGAUCAACACAGAUCCCGUGAGCAAGUACUGUGAAAAGCUUCGUCGUGAGCUGGGACAUGACACCAAGUUCAUUAUCUCGUACGCGCAGAGAGAGGAGAUGUUGCUGGAUGAGAUGUACACAGACACUCUCAUGGAGCUGGUGAACGAUCGCAACGAGAGCCAGGGCUACCUGGACAGCCUAGACGAGCUGUUCAGCGACAACGGCGUCUUUAACCAAGAUGCAGAAACCAUCUUAAUCCUUGGGGAUGCUGGCACAGGGAAGUCCAUCUUGCUCCAGAAACUUCAGAACCUGUGGUCCAAAAGGGAGCCAAGCAUUAGGGCCAAGUUCUUCUUCAAAUUCCGCUGCAGGAUGUUCUGCGUCUUCAAAGAGACAGAUGAGAUAUCAUUGAAGGACCUGCUUUUCAAGUACAACUGCUACCCGGACAAGGAUCCAGAGGACGAAGUUUUCAAAUAUAUCCAGCGGUUUCCGGAGAUGGUGCUGUUCACCUUUGAUGGCUAUGAUGAGAUCCACUCUGAUUUUGACCUGAGCAGCAUUCCGGAAGUCUGCUCGCCCGAUGAGAAGACACACCCGCUCUUGCUGCUCAUGAACCUGCUUGGCGGGAAGCUGCUAAAAGGAUCUAAGAAAGUCCUGACAGCAAGGACAGGCACUGAGAUCCAGAACAAGGUGGUCAGGAAGAAACUCAUCCUGAAGGGAUUUUCCCCAGAAAGCUUGCGGAAAUACACCACCAUGCACUUCAAAGAAAGGACUUACCAGACCUUGGUGCUAAACCAGCUGGAGGCAAACCCUCAUCUAUGCAGCCUGUGUUCCAUCCCCUUGUUUUGCUGGAUUAUAUUCAAAUGCUUUGAACAUUUCCAGUCAGUUUAUGAGAACUAUCAGUUGUCUGACUUGUACGUCACCAUCACUGAUGUCUUUCUGCUGAUGUCGGAGGUUUUUCUCAGUCGCUUAACCAAUCUCAGCUUGCUCAAGAAGAGCAGCCGAUGCCAGAGUGAGACCUUCAGAUCUGGUAGAGAGAUCUUGAUUGCUUUUGGAAAGCUAGCCCACCAAGGAAUAGAGAAGACAAGCUUUGUCUUCGACCAUGAAGAGAUCACAUCUUUGCACAUUGCAGAGAAGGAGAUGCGCCUUGGGUUCCUCAGACCCAUUGGUCAUUACGAUGGCUGUGGAAACCCCACCACCUUUGAGUUUGUCCAUGUGACCCUCCAGUCCUUCUUCACUGCAUUUUCCCUGGUGGUGGAUGAAGAUGUCGGCUGCAAGGAUAUCUUGAAAUUCUUUGCAGAGUGUGAGUAUCGCAAAGCAAGGCACUUCCCUAGAUUUCCCAUGAUGUCUUGUAUUCACCCUUCCAAACCGCGGGACAAAGACCCCUUCAGGAACAACGAGCACUUUCAGUUCACCAACCUCUUCCUGUGUGGACUGCUGUCCAGGGCCAAGGUUAGUCUGCUUGAGCACCUGGUGUCACCCAAGAUGCUGAAGAAGAAGCGUGAAGUCUUGAAGUCCUACCUGUCGGACAGUGUGAAAUCCCACUUGAAAAACUUACCACGGUUCAAGUCUGAGGAGGAGGGGUGCAAAGUUCAUGGGAUGUCCAACUUCAUCUGGAUGUUGAGGUGUGUCUUCGAGACCCAAAGUGAAGAGGUUGGUAAGCUGACUGCUAAAGGAAUCUCUGCCGACUACAUCAAGCUGACCUACUGCAAUGCCUACUCCGCUGACUGCAGCGCAUUCAGCUUUGUCCUGCAACAUUGCAGGAAACCAAUUGGGCUGGAUCUGGACAAUAACAACAUUAAUGACUAUGGGGUAAAACAGCUCCAGCCGUGUCUCAGCAAGCUGUCUGUGGUAAGAUUGUCUGUUAAUCAGAUCACUGACUGUGGAGUAGAAGUCUUAGCAAAGGAACUUGUAAAGACCAAAAUUGUCAAAGUUCUAGGACUUUACAAAAAUCAAAUAACAGAUGCUGGAGCCCAGUGGGUUGCAAAGAUCAUUGAAGAAUGCCCAAGUCUUAGGAUGCUUAAAAUUGGGUGCAACAAAAUUACAAGCAAAGGUGGAAAAUUGCUGGCAUAUGCAAUUCAGAAGAGUAAAACUAUCUUUGACGUGGGAAUGUGGGGUAACACCAUUGGUGAUGAAGGGGCAAUCGCCUUUGCAGAAGCCUUGAGGAAUCACCCCAGUCUAACAAACCUCAGCCUUUCAGCCAAUCUCAUCUCUACAGAGGGAGGAAAAAGUUUAGCUGCUGCAUUGAAAGAGAACAGCUCAGUGAAUAUAUUUUGGCUAGUGCAGAAUCAAUUGAAUGAUGAAGUUGCCAGGUGCUUUGCAGAAACGAUCAAAGUCAACACAGCAUUGACCCACCUGUGGUUAAUCGAUAACAAGGUCACAGUAGAGGGUGCAAAAAUUCUUUCCCAAGCUCUGCUGGAAAACAAAACACUAAAAGAGAUCUGCCUGAAAGGAAACCUUCUGUCUUUGGAAGAAGAGGAGGCUUUUACAAGCGUGAAGCGGCUAUUCUUCAACUGAAGCUUCUACUGCAUGCAGAUAUCUGACACAACUGAACUGCAGAAUGUGUUCGGCAGCUCAGCGGGUUUGGCAAUGAGGAAGAACAAGGAAACAAACUUUUGUACUCUUUGAAGUAACUGAGCACGCCCUGUGAGUACAGCACUGCUGAGCUGCUGUCUGGAUGUGGGCUGGGAUGUAGUACUGAGGUCCCGCCUGCUCUUGAGGUUAAGGGCUUGUGACGCAUUCCUCCAGAAGAAUUGCUCCAGCUCUCCAGCUAGAGCAGUGGUGGCCAAUACGUGGAUCUCGGGGCAAGUUAUGAACAAGCAUCAGCACAUAAGCAUAGCAUAGUUUUAACAGGGUUGAUUGCAUAUUUAAAGGUGGGGUACAAUGAUUUUUCAUUCUUUUAAGAAUUCACUUGUAUAGUACUGUUGGUAGGUCACUAAAAGUAUGUGUGUGGUUUUAAUGUAUAGGUUUUAACGUUGAGUGUAUAAGAAACAACUCUGAAGUUGACAACUCUGUGAAAAGCUGCAGCUAAUUUAUGCGUGAUGUCACACCAGGACAAGUUCGCCAUCUCUCCCGCUGCUUUCCUGCAUUACCACUCGCCAAAACACAACGCACCCAGGGGAGAGAUACCAUGGUAAAUAGGUGUGUAAUAUAUGGUUGCUCCAACACAGCAGGGCCAUUGGUCUCCACGAGUUUCCUAAAGAGCCGGUAUGAUGCCGGAAAUGGGUUCAUGAGGAGGACCAGGGAUUGGGAUGCUAAACCCAACAGCAGCUGCAAUAAUAAUAUAUUUAUUAAUAUUUUCCCCAUCCGACCUGCGGAAAUGUCUUGGGCUACUUUAUGAUGAUGAUGUCGGCUGUAUCAGAUUCUAAUAGGCUACAAGUUAAGAAUAAAGUAUUAUUUACUGUGUAUGUAAUUAUAUUGAUUUGUUCGGAGAAAGUUGUGCAGUAAGUCCAAAAAAGAAGACCUCUGGUUCUCGUGUUUUCAUAAGGAAUUACUGUACUUGUUUUGAUGUUAAAAUGAGGCUGGUCUGGUGUGUUUUGCUUGGCUUUUAAAAAGCCUACAGUGAAGAAAUGAGACACUGGCUAUUUUGUAAGGAGUUCCUGAGCUGGUUGAAUGCACCUUUUUUUUGUGUGUGUCUCGAUACAAAGAGGGUAGAGUCUAUUCUUUUUUGUUUAUUUGUUUAUGUUUACAGGGUGUCAGCUGACCGAGUGACUAAGAAUCUGUGCAGCAAGGCAUAGCCUACAGAUAGUGAAGGUAUUUGGGGUGUGUGUGUGUGUGACGCUGUGUAAUUGACUGUUGUUAUGUAAAGUCUGGUGUUACCUCAAGUAAAUCCUUUCACUAUUGAACAUCUUAUUUAUAAAAAAAAAAAAAAUGUAACAAUAACUAAAGCAAUCAGUAUACUUCAGGGUCUGUAUCUUGGUUUUACUGUGUGAUCAAUAAACGCAAUUUUCUUUUGCAAUCGACCUCGUUUUGUGUACUUGUUAUCAGUCACUGAUGCUCUGCCUAGUUAAGUACCUGUGAGUUUGAUAAUUUUUAUUAAAAGCAGGUGUGAAAAUACUGCCAAGAAACAAAUUCAAACUGACACCAAAAAAACGUCCUGUGUUAUAACAAACCAUGCAAUAGAGAGAAGUGCAAAUGUUAAAUAGCUUAUUUAUUUAUUUAUUUUUACAUUGUGAAGCCAAUGUAAAUAAAGCACAAGACCAACAUUUCUGAUCUGUUUGAUGUAAGAUGCUAAAAUGUCUGAAUCGGUAACAUCGCUUUCACGUCUGUCCUCCAU
Molecule: messenger RNA, 4779 nt
Organism: Polyodon spathula (Mississippi paddlefish)
Lineage: Eukaryota; Metazoa; Chordata; Actinopteri; Acipenseriformes; Polyodontidae
Gene: nod1
Product: nucleotide-binding oligomerization domain containing 1
Exons: 12
Coding region: 174-3020 (948 amino acids)
Biological process (GO): regulation of apoptotic process
Molecular function (GO): protein binding
Source: RefSeq, a predicted model, not a curated record